Messenger RNA from Cannabis sativa, 840 nucleotides. Its product is annotated as CBS domain-containing protein CBSX3, mitochondrial. The coding region runs from base 138 to 752 and encodes 204 amino acids. NCBI's taxonomy places the organism in Eukaryota, Viridiplantae, Streptophyta, Magnoliopsida, Rosales, Cannabaceae. The record is from RefSeq and is a predicted model, not a curated record. The transcript has 6 exons.
AAGUAAAGAGAUUAAGAUAAAGAUUCUGCUGCUUCAUGUAAUAUGGAGGAAGGAUUAUAUGUGGUUACUGGUCCGUACAUUUACUCUGUACUCAGUAUUUUCAAUAAACUUAAAAAAAAAAUAUUUAAGAAAAAAAGAUGCAAAGAAUUGUGAAAGCUGUGAAUUCAUGCCAGCAAAUGGUGAAAGCUGCAAUAUUAGAGCAUUCAUCACAUGGGAGAGACAGGACCAAAAUAGAGAAGAUAUUUUCCCGUUUUGGUUGGUCUUUAUCCGUACAAGAGAAAGGAUUAGAAAAUGUAACGGUGGCAGAGGUACUCAUGGCCAAAGGUGGAGAAAAUACAGGCUCUUGGCUCUGUUGCCAUUCAGACGACAUAGUCAAUGAUGCCGUUAAAAAUAUGGCUCGAAACAACAUCGGAUCUUUAGUUGUACUAAAGCCGGGACACGUACAACAUGUUGCUGGGAUCAUUACAGAAAGAGAUUAUCUAAGGAAAAUAGUUUUAGAAGGAAGAUCUCCAAUACAUACAAGAGUAGGAGAAAUAAUGACUGAUGAGAGCAAAUUAAUUACAGUGAAAUCUAACACAAACAUUUUUGAAGCCAUGCAGAUUAUGACAGAGAAACAAAUUAGGCAUGUUCCAGUAAUCGAUGGUAGGUUGGUUGGCAUGAUCUCUAUCAAGGAUGUUGUCCGAGCAGUGGUGCAACAGCAAAGUGGGGAACUUAAACGAUUGAAUGAGUUCAUUAAAGGAGAUUACUAUUAGAUUCGAACUAUAAUAUAAUUAUGACUACAGCUAAUGAAUGUUAUCAUGUAUGGUAUCAAAUAAAUUGUCUUAAAGCAUUUAAUAUGAA